AUGCGCAUCAGUGCAACCGGCAACCUGGAACCGCUCAUUGACGUAGAGAUAAAAUCUAAUGUUGAAGGCGAAAUCGUUAGACUCCACGUUAAAAACGGCGACAAGGUUGAAAAAGACCAAGUAUUGCUGGAACUCGAUCCGGAACUCUAUCAAGAGGGGAAAAAACAGGCGGAAGCGGAUGUCGCGACUGCCAAAGCGCAAGUCAGGCAAGCAGAACUCAACAUUGAACUCAAAAAUGAACGGCUUGACAGUGGACUCACGCAGUCUGACGCAGAUUUGAAAAUCUCUCAAGCGAACGUUGAGACCAUCCAGGCCACAACUAUCACACAAGUCAGCCAAGCAGAAACAAAUAUCCAAACAACCAAGAACUCGCUUCAACAGGAUAACAUUGCCCUUGAACAAGCCAAGAUUACGCUCGAACAGGGAAAAAUUACCUUAUCUGAACAUGAGGCAUCGCUCACAUCAGCGAAGGUCUCCUUGGAUAACGCGAAAUCAGAACUUGAGCGGAAUAAGGAACUCUUUGAUAAGGGAUUAGUUUCCAAAAAGGCAUUGGAAGACGCGCAAGCGCAGCACUCCAACGCAGAAGUACAAUAUGGAAAUGCCCAGAAACGGGUGGACUCACAAAAACAGACGAUCGAUUCGCAAAGACGAACGAUAAGUGCGCGCGAAACCUCCAUUGUAACACGUGAGGGAAUAUUGGCAAACGAGGAACUGAACCUUGAAAACCUGAAAAGACAGCGGCAGAUAGCAGAGGAAGAGGCACAACUUCGUGUCGACAAUUCCAAAACUCGGUUACAGGAACUGAUAUCGACUUUCGACAAUGAGAAAUUGUUGACCCAACAAUCCAGAGUGAGUGCUGAAGCAAACAAACUUCGGAGGGAAAGUAGUCUGAAAAAUGAAGCAGAACGGCUUGAUUGGACCACAAUCAGGGCACCGAUGGCUGGACUCGUCACACUCCUUGAAUUAGAAGAGGGGGAAAUUGUGACUUCUGGACGUUCUGCAUUCUCGCAAAGCCCACCCAUUAUGACUAUUGUUGAUCCUUCCAAAAUGGUCGUCAAAACCUUCAUCAACGAAGUCGAUAUGGAACGCCUCCGUCUCAACCAGGGCGCAAAAAUCAAGGUGGAUGCCUACCAAGCAAAAAUAUACGACGGAACAGUCUAUGAAAUUUCACCCAGCGGGCAGGAACAGGAUAAUAUCAUCUCAUUUGAGGUGAUGAUAGAAGUCAGUGGCUCCCCGGAGGAACUCCGUCCCGGCAUGAGCGCAGAUGUCGACAUCAUUACCCAUGAAGAAAAGGAUGUCCUGCUGCUACCGAUUGACGCGCUUAUAAACGUACCUUCGGCGAUUGUCACCGCGCAAGUUGAUGAUACUGGACCCUACAAGGCGAAUCAACCGAUUGAAGUCCAGACUAUCAGUGGGAAAAUUUUCAGGGGGGCUGUGACAAACGUUGGUUCCAACGAUGUCACUAUUAGCCUCGAUGGUUCACAACGCGGUAUUCUCCCUGGUCCAACAACGCUGUCUCUUUUGGUAAAAGGGAAAAAGAAAGCAGACGGUGUGCGUGCCACAAUUAAUGUGUCGAAGGGAAAAUUCGUUAUGCUUAAUGACGGUGGUGGCGGCAAAGGAAAACGCACAGAGGUCGAAACCGGCAUGCAGAACGAAACACACGCGAUUAUCAAAAGCGGACUCAAGGCAAGUGACCGCGUUGUUCUACAACAACGAAAACCGCCACCAGGUGGAUUCGGACAAUAA
This is a messenger RNA of Geodia barretti, 1746 nucleotides long. Lineage: Eukaryota; Metazoa; Porifera; Demospongiae; Tetractinellida; Geodiidae. The record is from the annotation of a GenBank genome assembly.